GCGCGGCCCCGCGGCAAGUGUGCUGGGAAGGCGGGGAAGGAGGCGACGUCGGAGCGGGGAAUGAUGGCGCAGAGCGGGGAGAACACACAACUUUGAGACGCUCGAAACGGCGACGCGGCGGGCCAGCUGUCGGCGCUUGACGCCCCGGAACAAGUCUGAGAUGCCUUCACCCUGUGUGCUUAGUAGACAAAGCUCCUUGGGACUCAUGGCGCUGCCUGUAUGAAGAGGGAAUCAUUCACAGCCAGGAUUAAUUCAAAUUGCGCAGCAAUUACAAAAACAAACUGGCAAAAUGAUCCAAGCCGGAAGUAAAGGUAGUGAAAGGACCCUCAGGAGCGCGUCUCCUCACAGAAACGCAUACAAGUCGGACUUCCACGCCAUCAAAUGCUCCUUUGAUGGACAAAAAUCUGAAAGCGUUGCCAAGUCUUGCGCAAAUGGUUCCAGCGACACCCGUGAGGACUCCCGGGGGAGACCUUUUGGGACCAGAGUGCACAAGAUCAAGAAUAUAUUUCUACAGAUGGAUGGCCAGCAGCAAGAAGGCCAAGAUGUGAAAGUGACUGUAAAAACCGAUGUGUCCCAGGUGUCCCCACCAAAGCUGCAGGUUCCAAUCAGCACACACAGGGUUAACCUCAACAGCCCUACAAGCCCAGAAUCUCUCAAUUUAGAUAAAACUCCCAAAGGAGAGGAUGUGGAGAUCGACAAAGUGGCUUUGGCAGAGAAGUUUUCUGUGACUAGGAAACUAUUUGAAAGGGGCAUCACAGAGCAGCCUUCGGCUGAAAAGCAGUCGCCUAACAGGGCAGUAAAUCGCUUGUCGCUUGGAAGUUCUUCUGAUGAGGGAAAAAGCACACGGAGAGCAUCAGGAUCCUCAGAGACUUUCAAAUCUGAGCAUACCCCUACAUCAGGAGUUAAAUGUAGAGCGAGUGCUGAUAAUGAAAAAAAGAAUGUGCCUAAAGUGUCACUAAAUGCAGGGCCAAUGUCAAAGAGGUUAGAGAAUUACAUGGCUCGGAAUGAUGCAGUAGAUAACAGCUUGGCUGCUGCCAAAGUGGAGGCGAAGACUGCGAAAUCCGACAGUUUGACUGAACACUCACUGAAAACUUCUUCAUCAAUAGGCAGUUUACAAAAACCCACCUCCCCUAUCAGAGAAGCUACUAAUUCAUCACCUUUAGCUGAUGGUACUAAUAAAAACACAUCUCAUGCAACAAGUGUCCAUAAGAAAACCGCAUCAUCAGGGUCUAGAACUGAGCGCAAACCAACAUUCCCAGCUACAAACGCAGCCUACAAAUCAGUUUCUCCUACUGACGAUCACAAACACCCGUCACCAGAACCAACAACACCAGUUACCCACAGGUAUAAUCAAGAUGGCUUGUGCCAGACUGUUAAUGUGGAUAAAGACAAGCUUUGUAAUUCGCCGCCCAGUGAUGCGAAGCAGCAAAAAUCAGGGUUUGAGAACACCUACGCGACCAAAUAUCCAGAAAUAGCCACAAGUACAGACUGUUCAGGGAAAAAUCCUACAAGAGAAAAGACACCCAGCCAGACCUCAUCCAUUGACUCACAAGGGCUGGGCAUGGUACGGGCAGAGCUUGUAGUGCUUCAGAAUGAGUCUUCAGAGAGUGGGGACAAUGACGAGGAAGUAGAAGACGCUGUGUUUGUUGUGCAAAGUCCCAAACAGCCAACAGAAAAUGUAAAAAAGACAUUUCAGCCUGAAAAACAGAAUAGUAACAACCCUGUGGCAAGCACAUACGACAAAGAAGCAAAGUCUGUCUUGGAUAGCAAUGUGCAACCUGGGAUUAAAGUGAAGAACAAGGUGAAAUAUGAUGACCAUGAAGAGAACGAACUGGAGGAGCAUGCUGAGAAGACUAUUGUGAAUGGAGCCCCUGUGUACGGUAUUGAAAAUGCAGCCUUUGUGGAUGACAAGGAUGUAGACCAGGUCCUCGUUGAAGGAGAGGAAGUGACAGAAGGCGAGGAGGAGGAGGAGCAGGAGGAGGACAUGUACAGGGACUAUGAUGACUGUUAUGAGACUCCUGGACUGUCUGAUGAAGACGAACCUCCCCCAAAGAGGAAAAUCAAGUUCUCUACAGACCCCAUUCUGGUCUUCAGCACUUUCUCUAAUGAGGAGUAUGACCGACGCAAUGACGACGUGGACCCUGUUUCGGCAUCUGCAGAGUACGAGCUGGAGAAGAGAGUGGAGAAAAUGGAUGUAUUCCCUGUGGAGAUUCAAAAAGGAGACAAUGGGCUUGGCAUCAGUAUCAUUGGAAUGGGGGUGGGAGCAGACCAGGGUCUGGAAAAGCUUGGCAUUUUUGUAAAAACCAUAACAGAGCAAGGAGCAGCUGAGAGAGACGCACGCAUACAGGUGAACGACCAGAUAGUGGAGGUGGAUGGUGUUAGUCUGGUGGGUGUCACCCAACUGUUUGCUGCGACUGUUCUCAAAAACACCAAAGGCACAGUGAGAUUUCUAAUAGGCCGAGAAAAGCCCGGGACACAGAGCGAGGUAGCCCGCCUAAUAAGCGAGACAUUGGAGCAGGAGAGGAACCAGCAACAGCAACACAAUCACCUGGAAGACCCCUACGAACACUCCACAGAGGAGGAGGAGCGGUACGAGGACGACGAUGCAGUGGAGGAGAGGAUUCUUGGCUCAAAUUUUUCUCCAGGGCGGAAUGUAGAGGUAUUUGAGCUACCUGACACAGAGGCCUCGUUUAUGCCAACUAAUAUGGACAGCUCUCAGAUGGCCUUCAAGUUUAAAGAGCUCCAGCUCAAAAAUAGCAUUGCAUCAGCUGAAAUUAUUCAACUAAAGGAAAAGGUUAAGGGGUCUGAGGAGGACAAGUCAUUGUGGGAAGCCAGGGAGUCUGCUCUGGAGCAAAAGAUGGAGGAGAGUAACGGAAAAAUUCUCAAGUUGGAGAGUUACUGGCUAGAAACCCAGGCUCUGUGCAAGACAAUCAAUGAACAAUUAGCAGAAACCCAAACCCAAUAUGAGACUCUGGACAAGAAAUACAACAAGGCUAAGAAACUUCUAAAGGACUACCAGCAGAAAGAAAUAGACUUUGUGAAGAAGGAGGAAGAGCUGAAGAAGUGUAUCGAUGACAAAGAAAGGUGGUACAAGGAACAGCUAGACGUUUUGCAGAAUAGGAUAGCAGUCCUGGAGUCUGGGGAUGCUUCAGGUAUCACUUUAAAGACUGCUCAGAGCCUAGCAGAAGACAACCUUCUCUUGCAAGACCCAGUCCCUGACAAACAAUAUUUUGACUCACUUGCAGAGAAAGAUUGGAAGGAGCUGGUCCCUGAGACAGAACUGUUGGAUAUCAGUGCACACAAAGCAAAAGGCAUCCUAGCCCAGAAGGCCAAACGUCAGCGUCCUACCCGAAACAAAAUGAAGGAGAGUCUCACAGUCACGUCAAGCCCCUCCCAGGAAACUGAAGAGGAGGAUGAUCAGGUGGAGGAGGAACCUCAAAGGAGGAGCUCCAUCCAGGAGAGCCUGUCCCUCCCAGUGCCAGUCUGUUAUCCUGGGACUGAACAAAAAGAUGAUCCAGCUCAGACUAAAGAUGAAUUCAAGAGCAAGCCUGAGCUGUCCCCAUCCCAGGGGGGAAGUAUUGAAAGCAGUGGAAGUCCCUCCUCGUCCCCUCUAAAUGACACAUCUCCAAUAUCCCCCUCCGGUUUGAUGCUCAAUGUGAAAAAGAUAGAGUCCAAAGGCAAAGAAAAGGAUCUCAAAGAUGAAUUAGUUGAACCCACUUCAGCUACAAAGCCUAAAAGACGAUUUCCUGACUUUGGGGGCCUUCGGAAGUCAGGUGGCAGAGGAAAAAAACAUGACAAGGAGGCAAUGAGAAUGUCUUUGGACAGCAGGGGUUCAGCAGAGUUACUGGAAUACUCUGGUAGCGUGUCGCCUGCUGAGUCGAUGACUUCCAUCCCAACUUGUAUGCCCUUUUCUUGGUUUGGAGACAAAGAAAAGGACCGAGACAGGGAGCCAUCUUCCUCUAGCAGCAGCCUGCCAUACGUUGAAACCAGCAGUGAGCAAAGCCAGGAUCGCAAGAACAAGACAAAUCUCUCCUGGUCUUCUUUAUUCAGUCGCUCAUUAGAUUUGAGUUUGUCAGUCAUAGAUGAUUGUAACCCUGCCAGCCCCAGUGCAGACAUCUCUGGGUUAGUCGCUGAACCCAAUCUGUCUGGGCGCUCACACACUUUAAUCUUCUCUUCCAGUGAGACUCUGGAUGAUGAGCCAGUGGCCACAGGAAAAGAAUAUCAAUGGCAGAACCGACCUGUUUCUGAAUGGACCCAUCAACAGGUGUGUCACUGGUUAAUGGGCUUAAACAUGGACCAGUACACACCUGAAUUCACAGCAAAGGGAGUCGAUGGCCAACAACUUCUGCAGCUGGACAGCGACAAGUUAAAGGUGCUGGGUGUGUCCAGUCAGAGCGACCGAGCCACCAUCAAGAAAAAGCUAAAGGAAAUGCGCAAGGCUCAGGAGAAGGUGGAGAAACAAAGAGAGAAAAGAGAAAAGGACAUCCGGCGUAGCGGCCGAUUGCCGGUCAGUACUGACUCUGUGUGCUGAAGAAGUCGCAUUCUUCCUAUAGCUUACAAACUCUGUGAGCCUACAGGAACAUUUACAAAGUAGUUUUGUCAAACCCAAUAGUGCCCACGCUGAGCGGACUAAGGUGCCAGUAGUCAUUUUUGUUCAUACCUAAUAUUCUGUCCUUUCUGCAACAGCUAACUAAAAAUCUAUUUUAUUCAUGAGAUUAUGAUCUCCCAAAAAAUGUCACCACUAUGAAAUGGCAAGCAAUAAUCAAAGUCUGUUUUCAGAUAUUACAUGCACAUUUUUUAUGAAAGUCCACUUUGUAUCGCUUUUGCAACAUGUGAUCUUAUUUUGCUCGUAUAACUUUGCUGUUAUAUGUAUUGUACAGUUGAGUCAAGAGCACUAUUUUUCGUCUUUUAAAUUUCCAUGAAUGACAAAGUUUUAAAUGUAUAAAUGUUUUAUACAUGUGCCAACUAUCUGCUUUACUUUUUUUCAUUUACAUAUUGUUGGUUUUAUACUUUCUAACGUUUUCUACUAAGUAGAAUAGUUAGAGCAGGCAAGCACACAUGGAGUCAUUCUUGCAAACACUCGCCGAUGACCAGGACUGAUAGAUUGUUACCAGCCAAGCCGAAGUGUUUCUCACUACUUCUACUUUUGUUAUCAAACAGCAAGAGAACUUUGCUCUCAUCUUUGGAAUCAGAAAGACACUUCUGCGUUCAAACAGCAUAAAUAAACUAACAAUACUUGUUUACUGACAUCUCUGACAGUGGCCAAGCAUCGGUCCAUAUACUGGAAAUGAUGCUGCUUAUGUCUGACUGCAUUCCACUUUGAAUGCACUUUAGUAUAGUGAUGCCUAAUCUUCACUCAUUCCAGAUCCUGUAUAACUUUCCAGGGAAAUAAAACUGCUUUCAAAAUGUA
Nerophis ophidion (straightnose pipefish) is the source of this 5410-nucleotide messenger RNA. RefSeq names its product protein phosphatase 1 regulatory subunit 9A-like A (gene ppp1r9ala). The record is from RefSeq and is a predicted model, not a curated record. The transcript is spliced from 20 exons. NCBI's taxonomy places the organism in Eukaryota, Metazoa, Chordata, Actinopteri, Syngnathiformes, Syngnathidae. Gene Ontology annotation, molecular function: actin filament binding. Gene Ontology annotation, cellular component: cytoplasm; dendrite; postsynaptic density. Gene Ontology annotation, biological process: actin filament organization; neuron projection development; calcium-mediated signaling. The coding region runs from base 290 to 4531 and encodes 1413 amino acids.